Molecule: messenger RNA, 843 nt
Organism: Diospyros lotus (date-plum)
Lineage: Eukaryota; Viridiplantae; Streptophyta; Magnoliopsida; Ericales; Ebenaceae
Product: ubiquitin-fold modifier-conjugating enzyme 1
Exons: 3
Coding region: 135-659 (174 amino acids)
Biological process (GO): protein K69-linked ufmylation
Cellular component (GO): cytoplasm
Molecular function (GO): UFM1 conjugating enzyme activity
Source: RefSeq, a predicted model, not a curated record
ACAAUAAAAUGAGAGAAGGUGGGGAGAGAGAGACAGAGAGAGAGAGAGGGAGUUCUUCCGUAAGUGCGCAGAGUAAUUCCGAAGCAGCACUGAGACAGAGAGGAGGAUCCUAGGGUUAGGGUUUGGAGGUGAAGAUGGAGACUUGGGAUCCGAGCACGAAGUCGACGCUGACUCAAAUCCCGUUACUCUCGACCAAAGCCGGCCCGCGUGACGGCGCUGCCUGGACGCAGCGGCUCAAGGAGGAGUACAAGGCACUGAUCGCCUACACCGUCAUGAACAAGUCCAAGGACAACGACUGGUUCCGCAUCUCCGCCGCCAACCCCGAGGGCACCCGCUGGACCGGCAAGUGCUGGUACGUCCACAACCUCCUCAAGUAUGAAUUCGACCUCCAGUUCGACAUCCCCGUCACCUACCCCGCCACCGCCCCCGAGCUCGAGCUCCCCCAGCUCGACGGCAAGACCCAGAAGAUGUAUAGAGGAGGGAAGAUAUGCUUGACUGUGCAUUUCAAGCCUCUCUGGGCCAAGAACUGCCCUAGGUUUGGUAUUGCACAUGCCCUUUGUUUGGGUCUUGCACCAUGGCUUGCAGCAGAGAUUCCCAUUCUUGUUGACUCUGGCAUGAUUAAGCACAAAGAUGAUGUUGCCUCAGCUAGCGAAUCUUAGUAAUUAUACAUAUAUCAUUGAGAGUAUAGCAUGGUGUUUAAUUUUUCGUAAAGAUCAUAGUUUGGGCAAAGAAUAAGUAUCAAAGAGUCAAUGAUCUGUGACUUGCUAAAUUCCCUAUCAAUUCGAACCGCUUCCGUUAUGAUUGGAAACACAAAUAUUUGAAGAGCUCAUUGCAUUCUGAGUU